UUGGAGCUAAAGUCUGCCACUGUUUCCACUGUUUCCCCAUCUAUUUCCCAUGAAGUGAUGGGACCAGAUGCCAGAUGUCAAAAAUUGAGAAGGUGGGGAUGUCUUUUCACUUUAACGGAAAACAUGGGAUUAACUUCCAAAAUAGGAACUGAUGUUAAGACGGGGACGGGAGUUUUAGAAAUUCGAGUUCUACACAUCAUCUUUUUUCUUUUGCAUGUGAACAUUUGUUCCAAAUGAUCGAGUCCUUGAACCUUUCUAAACUUUACAAAAUUCCAAUUCUACGUUGAAAAACUAGCAGUCACGGGGGUGGACGAUGGGAGUGUGCAAAGGGAAACUUUUUACAAUAGGGAUAGGAUUUACAUUCUAUGUCUACUUACAAUUCACUUUCCAUCAACGAAAGUUGUCUAGCAAGCGCCUGCAGGAUUAAUAUUAGCUUUUAUCGCUAACAGGGGUCUCGCGGAACAAAUACCCUUUUAGCACAGCCCACUUCUAAAACCCUUUCAGCCUCCCACUCAGGAGGUGGCGAGCAAAGCCCAGCGGCCGCUUUGCUUCUCUCUUCACUCCGCCCCUUCCAGUUGGCUACAAGCUAAUGACAUCAUUGCUCCGCGCAACCUACCAGGCCUCAGGGCCUGAAGCUGAGACGAAGUCCUGGCUUUCACGUAGCGGUACGUGAAGUGGGGGUGGUAGUGUUCUACUACGCAUGCUCACCGUCGACGGCGACGGUGCCUCUUUCUUUGCUUCUUUCCACAGCUCGCCCCAACCUGGAGAGCCGGGGCGGGGGGUUGGGGGGGGGGGCGCUGAGUGCCCUCCCCCUUCUCUCCCGGCCCCUCCUCUUCCCCCCGCCCAGUAGGGCUUCUAACUGACAGUUGUCGCCAGGCCCCGUCCGCGCCACCUCCUCCUGCCUGGGUCCCCCGCAGGUAGAGAGGGGCGGGAGGGAGUGUGAGGGAGAGGAGGAGGAGCCCGAGCCGCGGUGGCCCAGCGUUUCGGCGCCCUCCGGGGAGGCUAGAGAAGAAGCCCACUUUUCUCCUCGCCCCCUCCCUGCCUUCAAGCCGGCCCGGGAGGGGGUGGGGCGCGGAGGCCAAGCCAGGCCUGGCGGGUUAAGAGCGGCCGGGCGGGGCGCGGAGGGGUGAGGCAGGCUAGGGCCGUGCGCGCGCGCCGCCGCCGGGGGGAGGGGAGAGGAGGGCACCUAGGCUCUCCUCUUCUCUCCCCCCUCCCCCGCGCCCCAUGUAACCCCGCCCCGCCGGCGGCAAGCUCGAGACCCCCGCGCGCACCGAGCCGAGCCGGCGGCUGAGAAGAGCAAGGCCCGAUGCGGCUGAGGCUGCGCGGCGCCCCUGAGCCCUGAGGAAGCGGUCCGCGCUCACGCGUGCCCCGGCGCCUCGAGCGGCCCCUGCACACCGCCCAAGCUGGGCCUGCCGGAGGCAUGAGCGUGCCCGGGAAGCCGGAGGAGAUGAAGCCGGUCGGAGAAGAGGAGCGGCCGCCAGCGGCGGCCGAGGAAGAGGACGACGACGAGUUGGUGGCAGCGGCCCCGGCCUCACGGCCGGCCCGAAGGAGUGCCUCCUCUAGGGAGGACGCGGACGACGACGAAGAGGAGGAGGAGAUGGUGGUCGGGGGCGGUGGCUGCAAGGAGCAGGAGCUGACCUACGAGCUGCAGCAGGGCUACCGCAUCCUGGGCGAGUUUCUGCAGGAGAAGCACCGAGGCCUCACCGCCCCAUUCCUCCAGCCCUUGGGGGGCGUUGCCACGAGGGAAGAAGAGGCGGCCGAGGGGCCGCGCGGCGGAGGCCGGGGCUGUCGCGCCCUCCCGCAGCAGCCGGGUCAGGGCAUGUGUCUGCUGAAGAUGGAGGAGAAGUUCGCCAGCGGCCAGUACGGGGGCAUCACCGAGUUCGUGGCGGACUUCAGGUUGAUGCUGGAGACGUGCUACCGCCAGCAUGGAGUAGACCACUGGAUCUCCAAACAGGGCCAGAAGCUGGAGAUGAUGCUGGAGCAGAAGUUGGCGCUUCUUUCUCGGCACUUGAGAGAAAAGACAACGAUAGCAGUUACAUCUAGAGGCUAUUAUGGAUUGGAGGAUGAGAAGGGAACUGCAUGUACUUCAACAAGGCGUCGGUCAACACCACGAAGUUUGGCAGGCUUGACAAGUGGAGUUUUUGAAUCUGUAAUGGUUCAAGUUUUGAGACAGGAAGAACAGCUGAGAGCAAAAGAAGAAAAAAGGCUUCGGGAGCAGGAAAGAAAAGAAGCAGAAGAAGCUAGUCAAAAGGAAAUAGAAGAAUGGGAAAGAAAACUUCUAGCUCAAGCAGCUCCAACUUGUAUGGAGACCAUGUGGGAAAUUCCAGCUAUUGGGCAUUUCCUUUGUUUAGCCCAGCAAAUUUUAAAUUUGCCAGAAAUAGUCUUUUACGAAUUGGAACGUUGUCUUCUGAUGCCUCAAUGUAAUGCUUUUCUAUCUAAAAUAAUGACUUCUCUAUUAAGUCCUCCCCAUCGCAGACCUACCUUACAUCGAAGACCUACUUUGCCUUAUAGGACCUGGGAAGCAGCACUGAGACAGAAAGUGCAGCAGUGGUACACAGCUGUAGGGCAGACAGAAAAUCCUGACAACUGUGCUGAAAAACUUGGGUUGUGUCCUCAGUUUUUUAAAGUUCUUGGAGAAGUUAAUCCAUUGGAAGAAAAACCUUUUCAUGAGCUACCUUUCUACCAAAAAGUGUGGAUACUUAAGGGUCUUUGUGACUUUGUGUAUGAAACACAAAAGGAAGUUCAAGAUGCUGUACUUGGGCAACCUAUUCAUGAAUGCAGGGAAGUCAUUCUUGGUUAUGAUUAUUUGGAGAAUGCUUAUGUACAUUUUCCACAGUUCUGUGGUGCGGAUGUACGGAUUUACAAACAAAGACCUUUUCAGGCCCCAGAAUUUCCAAUUCCACCCAUUAAAAUACAAAGAGUACCUCGGAUUAAACUGGAGAAAUUGAAGUGUGACUAUGUGAGUGCAAGUAAUGGAGAGCAUAGGUGUAGCAGAGAAGGCCUGCCCUCUGCCUUCAGAAAAGAGCAGGAAAUUAAUUUUGAUCCAACCUGCUGCCCUGCUAAAACGAACUUAGAUAAUCAUGAUAUCUCUGUUGAAACGGAAGUGAAGUCUAACUGUGAAAUUAGAAUUCGCAGGCCCUGUGAAAUGAAUAUAACUGAUUGUUGUAAAGAAAAUUUAGAGAAACCAGGAAGUCCAGGGGAGGUUACUAGCUUUGGAGAGCCUCUCAGUCCAGGUGAAAUAAGAUUUAUAGAAAAUCAGGAAAAAUAUGGUGAAGCUUCCAGAGUAAAGCUUGAACCCAGUCCGUUAAAAGAAAAUGCUCUGAAAUCUUGCCAGAUACAUGUAAAUGGAAGCCACAGUGAUCAUCCAGACAUUAACUGCCACAAAGUUGUAAGGGAUAUUCUAUUAGAACAGUCACUGCAGAGCCACAAGAAACUUAAACUAACUAAAAUGAGGGCAAAAAAGAAGAAAAAGAAAAAAAAGAAAUUGAAAGAUAUUUUGAAUGAAAACUUACAGAGAAAGCGCGAAAGUCUUCAUUCCCUUGCGUUCAAGUCUUACAAACCUGAGAUCCAAAAUAAGUUACUGAUCAUCAAAAAGAAAGCAAAACACAAGAAGCACAAAUCUGGAAAAAAAUCCAUAUCUAAAAAAGCAAUCACAAAGAAGAGGAAAACUGUCACAAAGUCACCUGCUGUACCAGAAUUUCAGGGCAAAUGGUAUCAUCGGAGGCAAGCUGUAAAAGAAUUGCAUAGUACAUUGAUACGUCUUUUAAACGAAUUGCUGCCAUGGGAACCAAAGUUAAUGAAAGCUUUUCAAAGAAACAGGAGUCGCCUAAAGAAAGACUAUGAUGAUUUUAGAAGACAGCCUGAUCAUGAUAAAUUUGCUAGAGAACUGUGGACUAGUGAAGAAGGUGAAGGAGAUCCUGGAAGAGAAACCUCUAAAGUAGAAAUCAGUAGCAAGUCUAUAGACACCACAGAACCUCUGGACAUCCUGGAGAAGGAUCAUUUUGAUUCAGAUGAUAUGAAAUUGUCAGAAAUAGAUUUUCCUAUGGCCAGAAGUAAGUUGUUGAAAAAGGAAUUGCCUUCUAAAGAUGUACUGAAGACACUGCCUAAAACACUUAAACGACAGUCCAAGCAAAUUAGUUACCUGGAUGAUAGCACAAAAGAGCUUUCCCCAAGGAAGAAAGCAAAGUUAAGCACAAAUGAGACAGUGGUUGAGAAUGCAGAAGGUGAUGUGCAGAUGGACUGUUUGAAUGAAUCAAAGCAUACAGAGCCACUGUGUCCAGAGUCGUUUGCCUCAUUGGAUUCAACACCAGUGUCUACUCUCCAGAAAGGGACCAAACCUAUUCAGGCCUUGCUUGCAAAGAAUAUUGGAAACAAAGUGACCUUAACAAAUCAACUGCCCCCUUCCACAGGUAGAAGUGCCCCUGCUGUGGAAAAGCCAGUGAUAUCUCCUCCAGAAGCAAGCCCCAUAAAGCCAGCAUUGACCUGCCACACCAGUACAAAAGGUCCUUUACAGAUGGUAUACAAAAUGCCCUGUGGUCAGUGGUUGCCCAUAGAUCUUCAUAACAGCUCUGUAAAGAUUCAGAUGCAACCUAUGCUAGAUCCUAAAUCAGGAGAAAAAAUUAUGCAACAGGUUCUCAUUCUGCCUAAGAAUUUUGUGAUUCAGCACAAGGAAGGGAAAGCAGUUGCAAAAGAAAUACCACCACUUCAACAAAAAGGUACAGAACAACAUGGUUCACCUUUCCCACAGACAGCAAAUGUAAACUCUUCUUUACCGUCAGUUCUUGUCAACCCAACAGGAACUGUUUCUACACAACUACCUAAUACAACUUUCAACAAGACAGUUACCCCUUCGUCAAAUGUGAGUAGUGCUAGACCACAGUCUUUGACACCUGUAACCUCCAUAAGUAAUUUGUUAGCACCACCAGUUAAGACUAGCCAGAGUGAGGCAGGAAAAGUCAAGAACACAGUUUCAGCUGCCGCAUUCCCGCAGCCGAUUGCUUCACCCACCAUUUCCUCAACAGUUCAGCCUCAGUUAUCAGCAACAACACUAAAUGGAUCUACAAAUUCCGGUAGUUCCCUCAACUCUUUUGCACAACAAACUGCUGAUUCUUCUGAAGCAAAGCAAGAACUGAAAACUGUGUGUAUAAGAGAUUCACAGUCAAUUCUUGUUAGGACACGAGGUGGAAACACUGGAGUUGUAAAAGUACAGACCAAUCCAGAUCAGAAUUCACCCAACAGUUUAUCUUCAAGUUCAGUUUUUACUAUUGCUCCUCAGCUUCAGGCAUUUCUGGUACCAAAAUCAACAGCUUCAUCAUCAUCUGCUUUUUCGUCGGUAGCUGGAACAACUGCUACAUCUAGUCUCCCAUCUUUUGGCCAAGCACCUACUUCUGUUUCCAUUCCAGCUGGCUUUAAUCCAUCCACAGGGAAAAAUCUUAAAUUUACAUUAAGCCAACCUUCCUGCAGUGGUAAUUUGGGCCAUAUGAUAGAUAAAACUUCACCCAUGCCCUCCUCUCCCUUAAAGUCCUCUGUUUCUUCUAGCCCUCUAUUAUCAUCAACAGCAAAUAGUUCGGUAAGUGUAAUUAACGUAUCAACAGGAAAUUUUGGACAAACCAGUUCAAAUGUUGUUCGUACACCAGCUAAACAUCAACAAGUAGAUUAUGUCACAAAAAGUUACCCUGUUACAAGAUCAGAAGCAACAGCAGCAGCAAAUGGAGAUACUAUCAGUGGGACUCCAGUGCAGAAACUUAUGCUGGUGUCAGCUCCAUCUGUUCUUUCUUCUGGCAGUGGAACUGCGAUUAAUGUGGCACCAGCACCAACAUCUCCAGGUGUUUCUGCCCAGAAAUUAGUUUUUAUAAAUGCUGCAAUUCCCAGUGGCACUUCAACCCCAGCUAUUGUAGCAGAACCAUUAAAACAAGCUCUUCCUUCUCCAUUGAGUAAAACAUAUGUUAAGUCUCCAGAACAGCCCCACAUAGUACUAAUUCCAUCUACAGUGGGAACACCAAUAAAAAUAAAUUCAUCGCCAACUGUGUCUCAGAUAAAAGAUGUGAAAAUUGGGCUAAACAUAGGCCAAGCAAUUGUUAAUACUUCAGGCAGUGUGCCAGCUCUACCGUCAAUUAACAUACUGCAAAAUGUAACCUCAAAAGGAGAAGAAAAAAGUAGCAAGGGCUAUGUUUUACCAUUGUCAACAAGUGGCAGUUCAAUUCCAGUAAGCUCAAAUUUUAUGAGUCAAAAUAUUACUCCUGUUAAUGAAUCAGUGGUUUCUGCUUCAAGAACAGUAAACAUGUUUUCAGGAACAGGAGCAAAUGUAUCUUUGGGUUCUGUUUCAGUGACCUCAACCUCUGCCUCAGUUGGGACACGACCUCCUGUUUUAGUCAGUGGAAAUGAUACCUCUUCAAGAAUUAUGCCUAGUUUGUCAAACAGACUUUGCACGUCAAAUCUCGGAAACACUGUGGCUAUAUCAACUGUGAAAACAGGACAUCUUGCAUCAUCUGUUCUGAUUUCAACUACACAACCAACAGUGUCUCCGAAAUGUCUAACAUCAGCUUUGCAAAUCCCUGUUACUGUUGCCUUGCCUACACCUGUGACUGUGUCCCCUAAAAUAAUCAACACAGUUGCACAAGCAGCAACAGUACCAGGAGCCACACGUUCUGUAUCUCUUUCUAAAAGACAAUCUCGGACUUCGGUCCAGAUUCAGUCACCAGGGGUUUCAACUACAGUGCCAACAAAUAUAAACACAAAUAAACCUCAAACUGAAUUGCCAUCCCUUUCACCAAAUCCAGGUAAAAUAAUUAACAUUUCCAAUCUUGCUUCUCUCCCAAACCAGCAAAUGUCCCCUGCUUUCUUAAAACCAACCCCUAGUUACAGUCCUACUCCAGGUGUCACUGCCAUUCACACUGCUACAGCACCAUCAAAUGUAACUAGUGUAAUAGGGAGUCAGCUCAGUGAACCUUGUAUCCAGCAAAAAAUAGUCAUCAAUACCAGUACACCUUUGGCACCUGGUACUCAGAUCAUGAUUAAUGGAGCCCGGUUUAUUGUUCCACCACAAGGUCUUGCAGCUGGCAGCCAUGUUCUUCUUAUAUCUACUAAUCCAAAAUAUGGACCUCCCUUAGUUCUUAAUAGUGGCCAAGGCGCUCAGCCUACACCAGUAGAUAACCUGGCCCAGAAGAUCACACUAGCAUCAAAUAAUUCUUUAAGUGGGCAACCUGUAAAACAUUGUCUAAAAAGCUCUACAAAAAUUGUAAACUCUCUUGGGAAUGCAAGUUCUCUAUCCACAGUACCUGCAGCACCACAAAUCAUAAACCCAACUGCUAAAGUUUCUGUUCCACCUCCUGUACCAACAGUGUCACUGACUUCAGUAAUUAAGUCUUCUCCAGCAACUCUUCUGGCUAAGACAUCUUUGGUUUCUGCCAUUUGUUCUAGUAAUCCUCCACUGCCAAGUAACACUUCAGUAUUUCAUUUGGACACAUCAGUCAAAAAACUAUUGGUCAGCCCAGAAGGAGCCAUUUUGAAUACCAUAAGUACUCCAGCAUCUAAGGUUCCUUCAGUCUCUCCAUCACUCUCUCAGAUUGUAUCUGCCAGUCGAAAUCCUGCCUCUGUCUUCCCUGCUUUUCAGUCAUCUGGCUUAGAGAAGCCUGACACAGCUGCAUCUUGAAUUUAGACUAAACGAGCCAGUUUUUAAAUAAUGGGGCAUUGUUUUGACUCCCAUAAAAAUUUUAACUGUUUAUUAUACUGUUGAAAACAUACUAUACAUAGUUUGUGUGUGUGUUAAUGUAUCUUUUCAUUAGCUUGCAACAAGGCUUUGAUUUUCUUGGGGAGGAAAAAAUCUGUUCCAUUUCGCUCGUUGGUAUGAGUAUGUUUUCAAAGGUUAUUUGUUUAAAAUAGACAGGAUUUACCUGUCUGUAUGACAUUGAACAGUCAAGUUUGACUAGUUUGGAAUAAGCUAGGGUUUUGCACACUUGCAUCGACAUGUUUCUUCUUGAAUUUGGACUGUUGCAGCGUGUAUCUCUGAUACAAUAUUCUGUGUCUUUAGUGGAAUAAUAUUUUUGUUUUUGUAAAAAAAUAGAUAUAUAUAUAUAUGCAUUGUGAAAAUGCAGUCCAUUGUGUAAAAUUGUACAUAUCCCUAAAUCCUUAACAACCUGUACUAAACUAUAUGUACAAAGAACUAUGCUGUCUUAUUUAUGUUUUGUUUACAUAAUGUAUAGUUUUUUAAGUAUUUUAGUAAUUUUGGACCAGUGAACUGUUAGCAUCAAUGCAGAAGAAUCUGCAUGUAAUAAACUGAGUUGCUGUAUUUCCUUGUUUGAAUACCA
Capra hircus (goat) is the source of this 8306-nucleotide messenger RNA. RefSeq names its product KIAA2026 ortholog (gene BRD10). Gene Ontology annotation, molecular function: protein binding. Lineage: Eukaryota; Metazoa; Chordata; Mammalia; Artiodactyla; Bovidae. The coding region runs from base 1421 to 7651 and encodes 2076 amino acids. The transcript is spliced from 7 exons. The record is from RefSeq and is a predicted model, not a curated record.